AUGGCAAGUGACGCAUCCUUUGACAACCUCGUGAAGAAAUUCGCGGACCUUCCUCUUCUCGACCGUUACCCUAACUGCUUCCCCGACAUCAACCCUGUCGACAUCUACCGGUCACACAUCACCUCGAUACUCCAGGGCAUCACGGGUGUAGAUCCCAAAAUAGUCUACUCAUCCAUCCAAUGGACCCAAAAUUCUGAUAAGGGAGACCUGGUUCUGGCUAUUCCAGCUUUGCGAGUCAAAGGCAAGCCAGAGGAGCUGGGCAAGCAAUGGCUUGAGCAGUGGCCUGAGUCACCUCUUGUCGAGAAGCCUAUUCAAAACGGCAAUUUCAUCCCUUUCUUCUUCAAGCAUGGACCACUCAGGCAGACGACGAUUACCCAAGCUCGGUCACAUCGAUUUGACUUUGGCAGCAACAAGGCUGUCGGAUUGAAGGACCAGUCUGACCCCUCAAAAGGCAAGAAGCGAAUCAUCGUCGAGUUCAGUUCACCCAACAUCGCGAAGCCCUUCCACGCCGGUCAUCUGCGGAGCACCAUCAUCGGUGGUUUCCUGGGCAACCUCUACGAAGCCGCUGGCUGGGACGUCCUUCGCAUAAACUACCUGGGCGACUGGGGCAAGCAAUAUGGACUGUUAGCAUUGGGUUUUAAGAUGUAUGGAAGUGAAGAGGCCCUACAGCGUGAUCCCAUCAACCAUCUGUUCGAGGUGUACGUCAAAAUUUCUGCCAAAACUGCGAAGGAGAAGGAGGAAGCCGAUAUGCUGCAGAAGGAUGGCAAAGAUGCCGAAGCCCAGAAGAUCAAAGAUUCUGGCCUAGACGAGCAGGCUCGCCAAUACUUCAAGAAGAUGACAGAGGGUGACGAGGAAGCACUCACGCUGUGGAAACGGUUCCGAGACUUCAGUAUCAAGCGCUACAAGGAGACAUAUGCGCGACUGAACAUCAACUUCGAUAGCUACUCAGGCGAAAGCCAAGUUUCUGAGACGGAGAUGGAGGAUGCGGCACGGAAGAUGAAGGAGAUGGGCCUAGCUGAGGAGGACGGCGGGGCUCUCCUCGUCGACUUCUCAAAACACGUGCAAGGCAAGGCUGGCAAGUCCCUCGGGAAAGCCCUCCUGCGAAAGAGGGAUGGCACAGCGCUCUAUCUCACUCGAGAUAUCAGCGAGCUCUUGAACCGCGACAGGACAUAUAACUUUGACCACAUGAUCUAUGUGAUUGCCUCACAGCAAGAUCUUCAUGUGAAGCAGUUCUUCAAGGUAGUGGAACUGAUGGGACACAAGGAUAUUGCCGCCAAGGUUCAGCACAUCAGCUUUGGCCUCGUCUUGGGUAUGUCUACGCGAAGGGGCACAGUGAAAUUCUUAGACGACAUCUUACGGGAUGUGGGUGAGCAUAUGCACAGCGUCAUGAAGAAGAAUGAGGAGAAGUACAAACAGGUCGAGAACCCCGAGGCAGUCGCCGAUAUUCUUGGAAUCAGCAGUGUCAUGGUGCAAGACAUGAGUGGCAAGAGGAUCAACAACUACACCUUCAACAUGGAGGCCAUGACAUCUUUCGAAGGCGACACCGGACCGUACCUUCAAUACGCACAUGCUCGAUUGUGUUCCAUCUCACGAAAGGCUGGCCUCAGCGAGAAAGAACUCGAUUCUGCUGAUCUCUCUCUACUUACUGAACACCACGCCAUUGAGCUCGUGCGAGUGCUGGCACAAUGGCCUGAUGUGGUACAGAACACGCUCAAGACGCUGGAACCGACCACCGUCUUGACGUAUUUGUUCAAGAUGACCCAUGUAUUGAGCUCGAGUUAUGACCACUUACGAAUUGUCGGCAGCGAACCUGAAGUUAUGAAGGCUCGCAUGGCUCUGUAUGAUUCGGCACGAAUUGUGCUGAACAACGGAAUGCGACUGCUGGGAUUAUCGCCGGUGGAAAGGUAA
Molecule: messenger RNA, 1908 nt
Organism: Pseudomassariella vexata
Lineage: Eukaryota; Fungi; Ascomycota; Sordariomycetes; Amphisphaeriales; Pseudomassariaceae
Product: arginyl-tRNA synthetase
Exons: 3
Coding region: 1-1908 (635 amino acids)
Biological process (GO): mitochondrial translation; arginyl-tRNA aminoacylation
Cellular component (GO): mitochondrion; cytoplasm
Molecular function (GO): arginine-tRNA ligase activity; ATP binding
Source: RefSeq, a predicted model, not a curated record